This is a messenger RNA of Kluyveromyces lactis, 1656 nucleotides long. It is a transcript of the gene CCT5, whose product is annotated as chaperonin-containing T-complex subunit CCT5. Bases 1 to 1656 code for a protein of 551 amino acids. The record is from RefSeq and is a predicted model, not a curated record. Gene Ontology annotation, cellular component: chaperonin-containing T-complex. Gene Ontology annotation, molecular function: ATP hydrolysis activity; ATP-dependent protein folding chaperone; ATP binding. Gene Ontology annotation, biological process: protein folding. The transcript has a single exon. NCBI's taxonomy places the organism in Eukaryota, Fungi, Ascomycota, Saccharomycetes, Saccharomycetales, Saccharomycetaceae.
AUGAGUGUGCCUAUGCCCGAUCUUUCCAACGCAAUUGUCGCUCAAGAUGAAAUGGGUAGACCAUUUAUCAUCGUUAGAGACCAAGGUAACAAGAAAAGACAGCAUGGGAUCGAUGCUAAGAAAUCACAUAUCCUAGCUUCUAGAUCCGUGGCUUCGAUCAUUAAGACCUCUUUGGGUCCUCGUGGGUUGGAUAAGAUCUUAAUCUCGCCAGAUGGCGAGAUUACCAUCACUAACGAUGGUGCCACCAUUCUUUCCAGAAUGGAAUUGGAUAACGAAAUCGCCAAGUUGUUGGUCCAAUUGUCCAGGUCGCAGGACGAUGAAAUUGGUGAUGGUACCACCGGUGUUGUCGUACUAGCUUGUGCCUUGUUGGAUCAAGCGUUAGAUUUGAUCGAGAAAGGUGUUCAUCCGAUUAAGAUCGCUAAUGGGUUUGACAAGGCUUCUCAAAUCGCCAUCGCGCAUUUGGACUCUCAAGCUGAUGAUAUCUCUGCUUCUGCAACACAGGAGGAAUUCAAAAGUUACUUGUUCAAGGCGGCAAAGACUUCAUUGGGGUCCAAGAUCGUUUCUAAGGAUCACGAUUUGUUUGCUCAAAUGGCCGUUGAUGCGAUUACCACGGUUAUGGAUUCGAAUAGAAGGGACGUUGAUUUCGAUUUGAUCAAAUUAGAAGGACGUGUUGGUGGAUCUUUGAAAGACUCUAAGCUUAUUAAAGGUGUCGUUAUAGAUAAGGAUUUCUCUCAUCCUCAAAUGCCCAAAUCAUUAGAAGGCGAUUUGAAGUUGGCUAUUCUAACUUGCCCCUUCGAACCUCCAAAACCAAAGACGAAACAUAAAUUGGAUAUUUCAAACGUUAAAGAAUUCGAACUGUUACAGAAGUACGAAUUGGAUAAAUUCAAAGAGAUGAUCGAUCUAGUCAAGAAAUCAGGUGCUAACGUUGUCAUCUGCCAAUGGGGGUUCGAUGAUGAGGCUAACCAUUUACUCUUGCAAAACGAAUUACCAGCUGUUAGAUGGGUUGGAGGUCAAGAAUUAGAAUUGAUUGCCAUUGCCACCAAUGGUCGCAUUGUACCAAGAUUCCAAGAUUUAUCUGAAGACAAGUUGGGUACUUGCGGGAAAAUAUACGAAAUGGAGUUCGGUACCACUAAGGAUCGUAUGUUAGUCAUCGAAGAAUGUGCCAACUCCAAGACUGUCACAUGUUUCCUACGUGGGUCCAACAGAAUGAUUGUAGAUGAGGCUAAACGUGCUUUACAUGAUUCCCUAUGUGUGGUACGUAAUUUGAUCCGUGAUUCUAGAGUUGUGUACGGUGGUGGUGCCGCAGAAGUAACAAUGUCCUUGGCUGUAUCAGAUGAAGCUGACAAACAACGUGGUAUUGACCAAUACGCUUUCCGUGCAUUCUCAAACGCUUUGGAUCAAAUCCCAAUGAUUUUGGCUGAAAACUCAGGUCUGGAUCCAAUCGAAACUCUAUCCCUAUUGAAGAGUAAACAAUUGAAAGAAAAAUCUGCCAAUAUCGGAGUAGACGCUCUAGGAAGGGGUUCUAACGAUAUGAAGGAACUAUUUGUCGUUGAUCCUUUAAUCGGAAAGAAACAACAAAUCCUAUUAGCUACCCAACUCUGUAGAAUGAUUCUAAAGAUCGAUAACGUUAUCACCAGCGGAAAGGACGAAUAUUGA